AUGCCAUAUUUUUCCUCCCGGUAUCUGGCGGCCCGGCGACUCGGCAACCCGGCAGCCGAGCCGAUUGUCCGCCAGGCCAUUGUCAAAGCGCCCGUGGCUGCGGCACUCGGCGAACAAUCGGCUCAGCUGUCGGGCCUGACAAUAGGCACGACUACCAUCGAUACGACGAAGGACAUUGGAGACGUUGUUUUCAACAACUCUGCCCCAACCGAUACUACGCAUAUCAAGGAACAGUACGAGUACCACAAGGACUCGUCCUCUGCGACCCAGCACAAGAAGAAUUCAUUCGAGAAAGGGGCAGGCUUAACGAAGAAGCCAGGCUUAGAGAAGAACAAGCCCAACAAGCAACUCAACUAUUCGCUAGCGUACCACCAUCCAGACCACAGACACCACACCCAUACGAUCAAUCUCGCAGACAUAGCCGAGCACCCAGCAGGGCAGAAACCUCUACCUCUAUUGAAACUCAAACCAUUCGAUAUCCCCUUCCCGGAUCUCGACGUACCCAUCCCACCUGAACGACAGGAAGAAAUAUACGAAGUUACCAGACAACUUCAGACGCCCUCUACAAUGGCAGACACAAAUACUCUCAUGCGAGAAAUGAUUGAGGCACUUCAGAAAGCAAAUGAACAUGCCUCUACCCCAAAGCCCCAGAAGUUCGAUGGCACGCAACAAAUCCAGGACUUCCUGAAAGAUUGCGACAUCUACUUCAAAGGCAAAGACACGACCAAGGAUGCAAAGAAAAUUCUCUUUGUACUCAACAAUACCGAGAAGAAGCCACACGACUGGUGUCGCACCAAGUUUGACAAAUACGAAGCUAGCACAACUUGGCCCACAUAG
Phanerochaete carnosa HHB-10118-sp is the source of this 837-nucleotide messenger RNA. RefSeq lists its product as uncharacterized. The transcript has 3 exons. Lineage: Eukaryota; Fungi; Basidiomycota; Agaricomycetes; Polyporales; Phanerochaetaceae. The coding region runs from base 1 to 837 and encodes 278 amino acids. The record is from RefSeq and is a predicted model, not a curated record.